AUGCUGCCCUCGCAGGAGGCCUCCAAGCUCUACCACGAGCACUACAUGCGGAACUCGCGGGCCAUCGGUGUGCUAUGGGCCAUCUUCACCAUCUGCUUCGCCAUCAUCAACGUGGUGGUCUUCAUCCAGCCCUACUGGGUGGGCGACAGCGUGAGCACCCCCAAGCCUGGCUACUUCGGCCUCUUCCACUACUGUGUGGGCAGCGGGCUGGCGGGCCGCGAGCUCACCUGCCGAGGCUCGUUCACCGACUUCAGCACCAUCCCGUCCGGCGCCUUCAAGGCAGCCGCCUUCUUCGUGCUGCUCUCCAUGGUGCUGAUCCUCGGCUGUAUCACCUGCUUUGCGCUUUUCUUCUUCUGCAACACGGCCACCGUCUACAAGAUCUGCGCCUGGAUGCAGCUUUUGGCAGCUCUGUGCCUCGUGCUGGGCUGCAUGAUCUUUCCCGACGGCUGGGACGCCGAGACGAUCCGGGACAUGUGCGGGGCCAAGACCGGGAAGUACUCCCUGGGGGACUGUUCGGUGCGCUGGGCGUACAUCCUGGCCAUCAUCGGCAUCCUCAACGCCCUCAUCCUCUCCUUCCUCGCCUUCGUGCUGGGCAACCGGCAAACAGACCUGCUGCAGGAGGAGCUCAAGCAGGAGAACAAAGAUUUUGUGGGCUCUACGGUAAGCUCCGUGUUGCGGCCAGGGGGUGAUGUCUCCGGAUGGGGUGUCCUCCCCUGUCCUGUCGCUCACUCACAGGGACCCUGA
Molecule: messenger RNA, 744 nt
Organism: Neomonachus schauinslandi (Hawaiian monk seal)
Lineage: Eukaryota; Metazoa; Chordata; Mammalia; Carnivora; Phocidae
Gene: LHFPL4
Product: LHFPL tetraspan subfamily member 4
Exons: 3
Coding region: 1-744 (247 amino acids)
Biological process (GO): gamma-aminobutyric acid receptor clustering; sensory perception of sound
Cellular component (GO): postsynaptic membrane; plasma membrane; inhibitory synapse
Molecular function (GO): GABA receptor binding
Source: RefSeq, a predicted model, not a curated record